This is a messenger RNA of Diprion similis, 4053 nucleotides long. Its product is annotated as tricalbin-1-like. NCBI's taxonomy places the organism in Eukaryota, Metazoa, Arthropoda, Insecta, Hymenoptera, Diprionidae. The coding region runs from base 72 to 3716 and encodes 1214 amino acids. Gene Ontology annotation, molecular function: lipid binding. The transcript has 20 exons. The record is from RefSeq and is a predicted model, not a curated record.
GGAAAUAGAGUGAAAAACGCCGGCCUUAUGGUGUAUUUAUUAUAGCUCGCAUGGCUCGUUGGGAUUGAAGAAUGCAGAUUUUUUCCAGUUUCAUGGCGCGGCAUUUGAAGAGGGGUGCGUCACUGAAGAAAGGGAAACGAGAGGGUAGCGGAAGCUGCAGCCCGGGGGAAAGACCGCCGGCAGGAUAUCUGGUUGGAAAUCCCUUAACCACCCUCCAGAGCCCCGUGGGUGGCCCUGCAGGGGGUCUCGGAGGCGUCGCGACGAUGAGCACGGACGACCUGGCGACGCAGGAUGACGAGUUCGCCGUCGCCCUCGCCUUGUCCCAGAAGACAGAGCGUGACGCGGAGGCGGUACGAGGAGCUCUUUAUCUUGGAGUCGCCCUCCUGGUAGCGUGGGUCGUCGGGGCAGCCGGUUUGUCUCUGGCAUGGCUAGUCCUGGUUCUCGCCCUCGUUGGAACGAUAUUCCGAGCGAGGCUGUCGCGGCUUCUGCAAACAGCCCUUCAACACGAAUUGUCGAGACUUCGUCGGCGCAGGGCGCUCUACAAGGAUGAGACAGCGGAGUGGCUCAGCCUGCUGAUAAAUCGCUGGUGGAGAUUUAGCGCGGGAAGCAUAUUCGCCCUUGCCAAGGAACGUUUGGAGCCAAUUCUGAAUGAGGCAAAACCUGGAAUACUUGGUCCAUUGGAGCUGCGAGAACUCACUCUUGGGGAACAGACACCCUGCAUAACGCGUGUUCGAGCCCUGGAUUACAGUGGAGACGAUGAUGGAUCUGCUGCAAGACCCGGCUUCAUUAAACUCUCUGUUGAAGCUGACCUUCGAUUGGACUGCGAGCAAUUCAGGAUGCUCAUCACAACGAGGCUCUUUGGAAAAGGAGUUGGGAUGGACGUUGAUGUGGCAGUUGAAAAAUUGUCUCUCGCUGGUACGGUGUUGGCAACUCUAACACUGAACUCUGCAGCCCCAUUUCCACAUGUAACGCACCUCAGCUUGAGUUUCGUAGAAAAGCCAGAUGUCUGGUUUAGUGUCAGGGUCCUUCGCGCUGUCCAGAUGAUGGAGGUGCCUCUUGUCAAGACAUGGAUCCAUGCAGUCGUUUCUGAUGCUCUUGCAAGCUGGAUAGUCGAUCCUGGACAUCUCGAAUUGGACCUUCGAGCACAGGAGAGACCUGGACCAGGUCUGGAUUGCGUAUUGCAUGACACACCACUCGGAGUCCUUACCGUCACGCUCAGCCAAAGCAACACGGUCUCAGGAAAUACAACGGACGAAGUUAGAUGGUUGGUGGUCACCAUAGGCGACCAGCGAUUAGUGACACCCCAUCUUUGCGCCAGCUGGACGGAAGACGUGUCUUUUCUUGUUGGGUCUUUGGAGAAUGAGCGAAUUAGCAUAAAACUGAAAGCUAAAAGGCUGGUCAGCACCAUAACUCUCGCUCAAUUUGAGCUGGCGCUGGGUGUGUACAACUGGGAAAAUUCUACAGUGGUCGAGAGUGUGCUGCAACAGAAAAAACCAUCUCGAAGCAGCGCCAACAUUCCCAAUAUAAAUGCUAGGCUGGAGUACAGCUCACUGCCCACCUUGGAACCUGAUUUACCACAGCCAGAAUUACCGGAUGAAAGCCUUCAUCCCUCAGUGACUCGAAAAAAUUCGUACCGAAAGCAAAGAGCAGGUGUGCUCAUUGUUUACAUACAUUCGGCAGAGGACCUUAUUAACAGCGAUCCCUCCCACUGCAAUCCGUACUGUAUGCUCUUCAAUAAUCGUAAAAAAGUAAAAACUACACAUUACGUCCGGGGUACAAGCUCGCCAAGGUGGGAGGCCAGGACGCAGUUUCUUGUACAAGACUACACUCAAGUUUCCCUGAGCUUUGUUAUAUGUUCAUGGAACAUAUCUAAAAUGGCAGAUACGGACAUGCUGGGUCUAGCUAUGCUUUCUUUAUCACAGGGCACUAGAUGGAUCGUCAGAAGAGAACUGACUCUCAGCGGUUCAAGUGGAUCAUCAACUAUGACAGUUUCUGUGCUUUUCCAUCCAGUCAGAAGUGUUCAACAAGUGGUGUCUAGUAGACGAGGAAGCAUUGCUCCCAUGGGAUCUGAUGAUGAUCCUAAGAUAAAGCGAAACAGCCUUCCAUGGAUGCAACAAGCGAAAAUGCUUCUAAUACAUCGCGAUGCGGACCCUGCCUCCUCAGACAUAUCAAGCCUUUUAUCGACAGGGAGUGGAUUGAUGGAGGUAACGUUGUUGCGCGCAAAAGAUCUCGUUGCAAAAGAUUUAAACGGUUUCAGCGAUCCGUUCUGUGAACUGAGACUGAACAAUGAAACAAAGUACAAAAGCAGCAUAAAAAAGAAAACUCUGAAUCCCUGCUGGGAUGAAAGUUCAAUCAUGGGAUUGCCAAGGGCUGGAGAAAAUUUGGACGUUAUGCUGUGGGAUCACGAUACUUUUGGGAUGAAAGAUUAUCUCGGAAAAGUGUCAUUAGCCCUAGAAGAUAUAAGAAAAUUGUCGAGCAGCGAUCAGUCCCAUUGGUUCGUACUCAAGGGAACCAAAUCCGGAUCUGUUGAGCUCAAAAUCAAAAUUCUCUCGGAGGAAUCUGAGACGCAGAGUACAUAUGCGGCAAGUACCGUCAGUGAUUCUUCCCUACGGCAGGAUACAGAGCCAGAUGCUGUCUCAACUGUGGUUCGGCGGCCAUCAAUGGAAAAAUCUAAAAUGAGAUUGCAUCUGGGACCAGUGGUUCCUCCUCCGCCGCCUCCUCGCACCGUCACCUUGAUUAAACCGCCAGCCAUAGUCCAUGUACCUGAUAAGACCAGUGUAACGAGCAAAGAAUCAGGUGAACUAAACGGUCUGACAACUGGUUGGUCUGGUCGGGAUACAAGCACAGUGAGCACCGAUAACGCAGAGGACGUCAUUGAUAGUAGCACCCUAGAGAAAUUUGGGGAAAGAAGAUCAUCGCAUCACAGUUUGACACCGAGUCCUGAUAAUGGUUUUGGGAAAAAGACGCCUCAGUACAACAGCUUUCGAGUAAUGAAACAGAAGGUUAAACGAGGACUCAAACUUCGCAGAUUUCGAUCUGAAGUUAAUAUCGAGGAUAAGGGAGACACUGCCAAAGGUGUCGCACUAAGUUUGGAACCCCGAGGAGGUGGGGAAGCUGAUGCGACGGAGUUACUUCAGGGUGCUGGUCUGUCCCAUGCAGUUUCGCAACCUGACAUGCUCGGGAGAAUAAGGCAGCCGAGUCCGAACUUGCGUGGAACAAGAGACUUGAAAACAAUCAAUGGCACAAGAGAAAAGUAUUCCGGUGUUGAAGGAAAAGUACUUCAAGCCCAAGGUCUCCAUGUUGCUCGUAUUGCCCAGCUUUAUUGUCGGGUGAAGUUUCAAGCGUGCACGAGUCCAGAGAAAAUGUCGUCUUCCACUAACGGCGGUAAGACGUUGACAAAGUCUCGCCUUCUUCCAGCAAUGCCCAAUCCACAGUUUGGCGUUGACUUCCAUAUUGAUAGUGAUGAAGUAUCCCGGCAAUCUUCUCUUAUUUUCGAAAUACGCAGCUCCAGCAAGGAGCUAUUGGCCAGUCGCAGAGUUACACUUCACGAACUUCUAAGUGGUGCUUCGGCGGCGACCAACGACGUGCAUACUUGGCUAGCAUUAAAUAAUGGCGCAUCGUUGGAAAUACAAAUUGGGCAUGGGAAGGAAGUGAAGAAUAAAUCUACCAAAAAAUUGUUCCGGUCUUGGUCAGUGCAUAGAAUUGGCAAAAUUUGAAAGUAGUGUAAAUUUCGGCCUACAGUUUCAAUGCAUCGAGCUGAAAACAGUUGAAUUUAACAUCUACUAGGUCGGUUUUGUCAUAUUUGCAGAUUAUAUUUGAUUCGAAAUUUGUCAGGUAAACUGCAAAGUAUAGCGCAUCCAUGAAGAAUACUUACGAGUUGAUUAAAGAUGUUUUCAUUUUUGUAUAUAUUAGAAAUACUAUGUUCAUAAUAUUAAAAAUUAAAUCUUUUGAAUAGUCUAACUGUAAGAGUUCGCGACUUCAUAAAUAGAUUUUGGUCAGUAUAGCAUAAAAUUGAUAAAUUUGGAAAGUUUUCAAAAUAGUGACAGGAUGAUU